This is a messenger RNA of Penicillium maclennaniae, 1095 nucleotides long. Its product is annotated as protein-histidine N-methyltransferase. Gene Ontology annotation, molecular function: protein-L-histidine N-tele-methyltransferase activity. The transcript is spliced from 3 exons. The coding region runs from base 1 to 1095 and encodes 364 amino acids. Gene Ontology annotation, biological process: peptidyl-histidine methylation, to form tele-methylhistidine. Lineage: Eukaryota; Fungi; Ascomycota; Eurotiomycetes; Eurotiales; Aspergillaceae. The record is from RefSeq and is a predicted model, not a curated record.
AUGGCAUUUAGCUUCGGAUUUGCUGGUGAUGACAUCGACAUUGAUGAUUCUGAGAAUGACAGCGGUAUUCCUGAUGUUGUCGUCCACAACGGCUCGGCCAAGCCUCUUCCUGAAUUGGUUAAGGCUAGUCAACAUGAUAUGAACGAGUUGCUGUCUCUUCUUCCAUCUCAAAUCUUUUACAAUCGUCUCCCUAUCAGCGAGACACCCAUUGUUAUUGCGCGCCGAGAAAUCAUCGAUAUCCGCACCCAAUUAAUGGCUGAAGACAGCGCAGAACACGAUAAUGCAGAGCUGAUCGCUGGUCUGGAAGAGGGUGACCUUAAGCCUCACUUCUACGAAGGUGGUUUCAAAACCUGGGAAUGUGCCUUGGACCUUGCCAAGCUGGUUGCCAGUGAAAGUGCGAUUGCAGAGUCAUUGGGCAACUUGCAGACUAACGUUCACAUCAUCGAGCUCGGUGCAGGCACUGCAGUCCCCUCACUGGCUUUAUUCGCCCAUAUCCUCGGCCAAACAGAGUCCGCGGGAGAUGCCCCGCAGCGCAAAGCGCAUUUCACUUUUGCCGAUUACAAUGACGCAGUUCUGCGUCUUGUCACGCUUCCCAAUCUGCUUUUGACUUGGUGGAACUGCCGAUCGCUUGCCACGUCAGAAGCUGUUGAGGAGGUGACCCCGGAAGAGGAAUUGGACAUUACGCCGGAGCUAGUAGAUGAUUUCAAGAAUGACUUGGCGCGCCGCGGAAUCUCUAUUGACUUCAUUUCAGGUGCCUGGUCGCCCAAAUUCGUCGACUUUGUCUUCUCCACUCGCUACGGGGGCGACUAUAAAACGUUGGUCAUGGCCAGUGAGACUAUCUACUCGCCGGCGUCAUUGACCGCUUUCUCGGAGACGCUCUUGGAGCUGCUGCGUCGUUCCAACAUAGAUUCCGCGAGAAGCCGGGCGUUGAUUGCUGCGAAAAAAGUCUACUUUGGUGUCGGAGGUGGAGUGGAUGAGUUCCUCGCGGUGUUGCAGAAUGUGGGCGCCGAUGAGCUGGAGGUGCAGCACAAAAUGGAUGUCCAGUCGGAAGGUGUUGGCAGGGUCGUAUUGGAGAUCUCGCCUGCUGCCAAAUAA